CACUCUCACUGAAGCAGACCUUUGGGUUUAUAAGGAGAUACACUACUCUUGAGAGAUUAUUGUUGUCGUGCUUAAAAUGCCGUGAAGAGGUUUUUCUGCUUAACGUGACUUCUAAUGAACAGCGCCUGGCUUCUUCGGUUUCCGAUAACUGUAAGAAGCACUCUAUUGCUCUUCAGGACUAUUUGAUUGGCAGUAAGUGGCACAUGUCCUUCUACUGAUAGUUCUGUACUGGACAGAACGUCAAGAUCCACGCUUGGAACAGUAUUAGCAGGCAUGGUGACGAAAAUUCUUCUUCCGGUGCUCCUAAUUGCGUUGGUGGGACUAAACGAAGCAGAUGGGACCUCACAGGGAAAUGUUCCCGACAUGAUCGUCAUAUUAAUUGAUGGUUUCAGGUGGGACUAUACUGAAAUUCAUAAAGGGCUCGGUCUGCAGGGUUUUGAUCACCUGACUUCUACAGGAGUUCGAGCAAAGUACCUGAAUCCAGUUUUUCCCCCAAAUUCCUUUCCUAACUGGCAUACAAUUGUCACAGGCCUAUAUCCAGAGAGCCAUGGCAUUGUCAGUAACUUCAUGUACGACUCAGCAAAAGAGAGCAAGUUUGACCUAUAUGAUUUAGACACAACUAAAGAUCCCGAGUGGUGGAGUGAUGCAGAACCACUCUGGAUAACCACCACGAAAGAUGACAUCAAUACGGCCCUGUUUUAUUGGUCGAGAUGUGACGUAGCGUGGGAUGGAAUUCUGCCCAAGUACUGUGUGCCUUACGACUUCAAUGCAGCGAAUUCUCAUUAUUUUGUGAAGCAGCUUCAUCAAGCCCUAGACAUGAUUCAAGGAGAGAAUUACCAGUUAAUCAUGCUUUACACAGGCGGUGUUGACCGCCAGGGACAUUACUACGGACCAGAUUCGGCAGAGGUCGCGGCCUCGGUGAGGGAAGUGGAUGCAGUGUUGCAAGGGCUCUGGGAGGCUCUCGAAACCAGGGAGAUGUACAAUAAUACUAAUGUAGUCAUCCUGAGCGACCACGGGAUGACCGACACUCUUCCCAAAGACUUAGAGUUUGUUGACAUCGCCCCGUGUAUUGAUCGGGGGCAACUCCUCUCUACCACCGAGUACGGAAGUUACGUGAACAUCUUGCCAGCUCCGGGCUACGAGCAACAGGUAGCCGAAGACCUAAGAAAGUGUCCUGACAUUAAAGACAAAGUGGAGGUAUACCUCAAGGACGAGCUGGAUGAGCGGUACCACUACAGGUCUCACAGAUUAAUCCACGAGAUCAUGGCCAUUGCAAAACCAGGAGUUUAUAUUCGCUCCCUUGACGAAGGCAUUCUCAGUGCCCGAACACGCACCAAUCUACGUUGCAGAUCACGGCUACGACAACACAUUUUCAACCAGGACCCCUAA
Molecule: messenger RNA, 1389 nt
Organism: Macrobrachium nipponense
Lineage: Eukaryota; Metazoa; Arthropoda; Malacostraca; Decapoda; Palaemonidae
Product: glycerophosphocholine cholinephosphodiesterase ENPP6-like
Exons: 9
Coding region: 274-1389 (371 amino acids)
Source: RefSeq, a predicted model, not a curated record